AUGAGAUUGGCGCAACAGUCGUGCGGUACUGAACCGAUUAGUGAUAAUGAUAAAUGUCAUCAUGUUAUCACUGCCAAUGAAAUGGUGCAAAGUUUUGCUAAUCGAUCAAUGCCACCAAGCAAAAUAACACCAUUAUCAUCCAAUAAUUGUGGCACAAAAGCUGACGAUUUUUUGCGCAAAUUCAGUAAUGCAUCUGUAAACAGUUCUCAAAAUUCAAAUAUCACUCGAAAAUGGGAAUUACGAAGCCUUAGAAGAGGUGAAACUGCGCGUGGCGCUAUCGGCCUGUUUAAUAGUAAACAUAACAGUAAUGCCUCUUCAGCUACAGAUAAUUCGAAUAAAUUGAAAAUAAAUCUGCGCAAUAAAUCUGCUUCGUUGGAAGAAACUAAUAUUGUCGCUAACGGUAUGCAAAAAAUUUGUAGAAACAGGAAAGACUCUAAUAUUUCUGAUAGGUAA
Messenger RNA from Brugia pahangi, 453 nucleotides. The record is from the annotation of a GenBank genome assembly. Lineage: Eukaryota; Metazoa; Nematoda; Chromadorea; Rhabditida; Onchocercidae.